Molecule: messenger RNA, 1338 nt
Organism: Seriola dumerili (greater amberjack)
Lineage: Eukaryota; Metazoa; Chordata; Actinopteri; Carangiformes; Carangidae
Exons: 9
Coding region: 37-765 (242 amino acids)
Source: RefSeq, a predicted model, not a curated record
UCACAACAUUAAAAAUAUAACUCAAAUGAAUAUUUGAUGAUGACAUGUUUGCAUUUUGUCUGUGUGUCAGCUGGUGUGAUAAAGCUUGUCAUUGGGAUCAUUGGAAUCAUUGGGAUCAUUGGGAUCAUUGUCAUUAUCAGGGUGCUUGUUAGGUGUUACAUUACUUGGAAAAAGGACAUGAAGGUACAGCACAGAUCAUCUACACUGACUUCCUGUUGUCUCAGAAAGGGGAAUUCCGAGGCAGAGUUAACAGAGAAAGCAGAGAUUACCCUGGUUGACAUACCUCCUGCCACUGAUCUACAGGAGAGUGGUGGAAAUGAUCCUGAGCAAGAUGACACUCUAAAAACUGUGCAUGUUCACAGUGUUGAUCCUAAGACUGAUGGCAACAGUCCUUACACCAACGGUCUGGACCACAACUUGAACAAUGAGUCAACUGAAAAUGGCAACAUAAAAGCCCCUGAUGUUAACAGAGCCAUGAACAGGGACUUGAGGGAUGAUCCAGGAGGAAGCGACGUUGUGACGGUCACAGACAUGCACAGUGGAUGUGUGUGUGAUGAUUUCGGUGAUUGUGGUCGUGAAGAUCAUGAGGCAGAAGGAGAGUCGCUGUUGCCGAAUGAGCGAGCUAACAUCCAAGGUCCUGACAUGACAGGUGGAGCCGAAGCUUUUGUGAACAAGUGCGGCUUUGACCCAGACCAGGUCAGCAGGUGCUUUGCUGCACCAAACACUGACGUGGAGUCUACACCCAAGAUGAAGAACGUUAUCUAAAUAAAUACUAAACAAUAGUAGUAAUAAUAAUAAUAAUAAUAAUAAUAAUAAUAAUAAUAAUAACCUAUAUUAUAUAACCAACAUUAAGUAUUCUCACUAUCGGUGUAUUGGGUACAUUUACUGGGAACUCCUUUGGGAUCAAGUCAAGCAAUUUUGUUUAAAUGAUAAUUCUUUUCCCACAAUGCUUUUCUCUCUUGAUCAGCAUGUCUUUUUUCACAGCGUUUGAAAAUAUAUUUUUUUACAAGCCUCAUUAGAUGAACAUUACAUUUUGUAAUCAUUACAUCAGACAAUGAUUACAUUAACUGACAGUUAUCACAAUAUAGCUUCAUCAAUCAAAUGGAAGACACUGGUCUCAUUAAAAUAAUACUAAUAAUAAUGAUGGGAUUUUUUUUUUUUUUUUACUGAGAGUAUUAAAUGCUUGGCUUGACGAAAGGAUGGGUGGACCUGUCAGAAAAUGUAUCCCAUACACAGGUGAGACAACUUAAUUAAUGCACCUAUACAUCAGAUAUGAUGUAAUGUAUGGCAUAAAUAAAUAUUUAUAAAAUAAACUGAUAUAUCUUAUAUAAAAUAUUC